Macrobrachium nipponense is the source of this 570-nucleotide messenger RNA. RefSeq names its product NADH dehydrogenase [ubiquinone] 1 beta subcomplex subunit 2, mitochondrial-like. NCBI's taxonomy places the organism in Eukaryota, Metazoa, Arthropoda, Malacostraca, Decapoda, Palaemonidae. Gene Ontology annotation, cellular component: mitochondrial inner membrane. The transcript is spliced from 3 exons. The record is from RefSeq and is a predicted model, not a curated record. Gene Ontology annotation, biological process: mitochondrial respiratory chain complex I assembly. Bases 57 to 341 code for a protein of 94 amino acids.
GUCCACCAUUGUAAAUAAAGUCCCCAGCUGAUCGGCGGACACCGUCCCGAGAAAAGAUGUUCCCUCUGAGGUCCGUCGUGAGGACUGUGCCCAUCCUGAAGAGGGGAAUCGCCACCUCGGCCCCGAAAUUAGGAGGAGGAGCAUGGGCAUAUCGUGUAGCACCCCAGGCUCCUUCUAAAGUAACAGUAUUGAAAGCUGAAGCGGUAGGAACUGUGAUGUGGUGGUGGGUCCUUUAUCAUCUUUUUACGGAGCCUGAACAUAUCACAGGCGAAUUCCCAUAUCCUGAUCCCGCAAAGUGGACAGAUGCAGAGCUCGGUAUUCCUCCUGAUGACGAAGACUAAAAUUCUCUAUUUUCUAGAGUCGUGAUGCUGUCUUUGUAAGUCAUAGGGUAUAUUUUUCUUUAGUCUUUUGUGAAAAUGAAGCAAAGUGAUAUAUUUAUUUACAUAACAACUGUAUUGUUUGCACUUUGCAUUAUUGAAUGUGAUUUCAAUAAAAGUUAACUGUCUGUUCUAGAAUAUUUAGAAUUUUGGGUGUCAGACAUGUGAUGUAAAUAUAUAUAUGUUCAGUUUU